Molecule: messenger RNA, 13031 nt
Organism: Lytechinus pictus (painted urchin)
Lineage: Eukaryota; Metazoa; Echinodermata; Echinoidea; Temnopleuroida; Toxopneustidae
Product: unconventional myosin-XV-like
Exons: 51
Coding region: 440-9082 (2880 amino acids)
Cellular component (GO): cytoskeleton; myosin complex
Molecular function (GO): ATP binding; protein binding; cytoskeletal motor activity
Source: RefSeq, a predicted model, not a curated record
GAUUCGAGUGUGUACUUAGUGGGCUGCUUGUGUUUAAUCUUUGGCAAGUCUAUUUGCAUGGGGCCUACUGUUAUUCGUUCAUUAGGGGCUGCAGAAAAAAGGGUUUGAAUACAUAUCACAGUCCAUCAUCAAAGGAGGAUCCACAUGAACAUGACAUCGUCACUUCUAUAAAAGACUUUUUGGCAGGAGCGUGAGUGAGAAACAAAACAAUUGUACUUGAUACUGAUUUACUGAAAUAGGAGUUGUGAAUGGCAUUCUGGUGACCUGACUGGGAUAUAAUUAAUCUGGCUAUAGUUGGUGAAUUGAUUAAAAUCUGUACAGAGAGGAAUAACUUGUUCAAAUCAUAGGAGACGGAAAACAACAAAUGGAGCUUUGAAAGAGAAGAAGGAAAUCUGAGAGGAGUGACUCUUGUGAAUCCAGUCAUCUCUAACAAAACAAGAUGGAGCUGGGAACCCUUGUUUGGUUUGACAGUGGGUUGGAGUACCCUGUUCCUGGUCGUAUCAUUGUCUCAGAUACUGCCUCCAUGAAGGUACUAUGUGCCAGCGAUGGAAAGGAAUACCCAAUAGUAGACCCCAGGAAGCUGCUGAGGAUCAGACAUGAUCGAAUUGAACUUGAAAGCAUUCAGGAUAUGGUUGAACUCAGAGAUCUUCAUGAGGGAUCCAUAAUAUUCAACUUACAUACCAGAUAUGAGAAAGGUCUCAUAUAUACCUACACUGGAAGUAUAUUGGUUGCUGUCAAUCCUUACAAGCUUUUUGAUGACAUCUACAACAUAGAGACUGUUAGAAGAUAUGAAGGGCAACUCAUUGGACAUCUACCACCACAUCUGUUUGCAAUAGGAAGUGGUGCAUACCUUCGCAUGACUCAAACCAAACAGAAUCAAUGCAUCGUGAUCAGUGGUGAAAGUGGUGCUGGCAAGACAGAGAGUACUAAACUUAUUAUGCAAUACCUUGCAGCAGUCAACAAAGCUUCGACUAACCUCAUUACGGAACAAAUUCUAGAAGCCAACCCAUUGCUAGAAGCCUUUGGGAAUGCCAAGACAACUCGCAAUGACAACUCAAGCCGCUUUGGAAAAUACAUUGAAUUGUUCUUCAAUAAUGGUCUUAUCAGUGGUGCCAGGACAACAGAGUAUCUGGUUGAGAAGUCACGUGUCGUUAGGCAGGCACCUGGUGAACGCAACUAUCACAUCUACUACCAGAUGCUAGCUGGUAUGUCCAUUGGAGAGAAAGCCAAGUAUGGGCUCACUCAACCAGAACGCUAUUUCUACCUCAACCAAGGGGGCAGCAGUCGUGUGGAUACGCGCAACGAUGCAGAUGACUUCAUCCGCACAGUCUCGGCCAUGGAAGUUCUGAACUUUGACCCCAACAAGCAGGAGACGGCCUUCAGUAUCCUGGCAGCCAUCUUGCACAUUGGAAAUCUCUCUCUCCAGAAUUCAAAGAGGCAAGAUAGACAUGAUAUGCCAGAAAUCACCAAUGAGGGAGCCCUAGCAGGAGCGGCUAGGCUUCUGCAACUCGACCCUAAACAGCUUGAAGGUGCUAUUUUAUACAGAGUCACAGAAACAAUCGGAGAACGAAUUCUUACUCCUCGGACACUCGAACAAGCUGAAGAUGCCAGGGAUGGGAUAUCCAAAUCUCUCUACACCAGUCUUUUUGGAUGGCUAGUCAGGAGUAUAAAUGUCAUCACAAACCAACCCGCUAAGAUGACCUCUAUUGCUAUACUCGACAUCUUUGGAUUCGAGGUCUUCAAGACAAAUGGCUUUGAACAACUCUGUAUUAAUUAUGCAAAUGAGCAUCUGCAAUUCUACUUCAACAAACAUAUCUUCCAAUUAGAACAGCUUGAAUAUGCCAAAGAGAAGAUAGAAUGGCAGACUAUCGCAUUUGUUGACAACCAACCAGUCUUGGAUCUCCUGGCCAAGAGACCUACCGGUAUUCUACACAUCCUAGAUGAUGAAAGCAACUUUCCCAAGGGAACAGAGAAAGCUUUUGUUGAGAAGUGCCACUACCAUCACUCCUCCAACUCCUCCUAUGGUCGCCCUAAGCAGCCUCGUCUUGAGUUCUGCGUCAAGCACUACGCUGGAAAGGUGAUCUACCAGCUGGACAAUGUCAUUGGAAAGAACAGGGACGUACUGAAACCAGAGGUCCUGGAGAUGUUCAAGAACAGCAAGAAUCAGGUGCUAUCAGAGAUGUUCAAGCUAUUACAGACCAUGGAGCAGAGACGAUCUAUGAUUGGGGCUAGUGGCCCUUCAGCGAUGCGAAAGAUGAGACCAUCAACUGUGGCUACCAGAUUCAAUGAGUCUCUUCUAGAGCUCAUCAACAAUAUGAACAAAUGCCAUCCAUUUUUUGUUCGUUGCAUCAAACCCAAUGAGGAGAAGUCCCCUAUGUUGUUUGAUACCGGUAUUGUACUGAGUCAACUGAGAUACAGUGGGAUGCUGGAGACGGUCCGCAUCAGGAGAAAUGGUUUCCCAAUCAGGAUGGCCUUCCUGUCAUUCAUGAACAGGUAUCGUUUCCUGAUCAGUGCUCACAUCACAUUCCGAGCGACAGCCAAAGAGCUCUGUCAAGAGAUCUUAUUCAGGGUUGGAGAUAGGUUCAGAGGAGACUACCAACUGGGAUCUACAAAGGUAUUCAUGAAAGAAGCCUUAGAGAACUACCUAGAAUACGAGCGCUCCAAGAUCAUCCAGAAGGCUGUCUUGGUCAUCCAGCGUCGUCUGAGAGGAUUCCUAGCCCGGCGUCAGUACCAUCGUAUCCUUCACACCGUGGUCCAGCUCCAGGCUCACUUAAGGGGAUACCUGGUGAGGCGUAGGGUCAGGACCAUCCUGAAGGGACUGGUCCUGUUCCAGGCUCUCUACAGGGGGCGACUCCAAAGGAGGAGAUACCUUGUGAUGCUAAGGAGGGCAAAAGAGGAGAGAGCAGAGCGGGAGAAGAGAGAAAGACUCCGCAUACAAAAGGAAAGAGAGAGAAUUGAAGAAGAGAGAAGGAAAGAAGCAAGUCGGCUAGCAUCAUCUAAGAUGGCUGCCAGUCGAGCACCACCUCCACCAUCCCUACCAACCCAGCCAGCAGAUGUGUCCAGGGUGGACAUUCCCUAUGAACUCAGUUUGCUACUACAGAGAGGCUGGAGUCCGCCUCACAAUGAGAGGAAUCUCAUAAAGGUCGUAGGUCAAGUAGCUCGUCAGGAGAGACCUAUCAGUUUCCCUGCUAACAUCAAUGACCAUCCUUUCUCAAGAUACGUCAAUAUAUAUUUCAAGAGUGAUGGUUUUGGGUAUCAGGACUUACCUAUUGCUACAGGCUUCCAUACCCUCAAUGAAGCCGAUGACGAUGAGGCCGUAGCAGUCUUCAAGCUCAUUCUAAGGUUCCUUAUGACUGCUGACCCUGGCAAUGACCCCGCCAAGAAAACUCAGGAUUUUAUCACUGGAAACUAUAUUGUACAGAAGGGUUUGAACAAUCGUAACAUCCGAGAUGAGAUCUACUGCCAGGUCUGUAGCCAGACAUGGAACAACACCAACAACACCAUCCAAGAAAGGGCAUGGCUGUUGCUUAGCAACAUCAUGGCGGCCUUCCCUCCGUCUCCCAAGCUUUACAACUUCCUCCUCAAGUAUGUGUCUGACCAUGCCUACGAUGGUUACAAGGCCUACUGCCAGCACAAGCUUCUCUCCUGUGACCCUCAUGCCAUUGAGUCUCAGGGUAGUAGGACCUAUCCUCCGAGUCUCCUGGAGUGGAAGGCUCACCAACUACAGGCUAACAUGUCCUUGGUCACCGGACUUCCUGGAGAGACUGAUCCUAUCAAUGUACAGGUCGAUUCAUGGACCACGGGAGAGGACUUCGCAGCCGCUGCUCUGAAACAAAAGGGACUGCAGAAAGGUUACAGGGGUUGGUCGGUGGAGCUGAUGGAUGAGAAUGUCCGCUACGAUCUCUCUGGACCGGACUUUGUCAUGGAUCUCAUCGCUGAGAUGGAGGUUCACCCUGAGAUGCCGGUAGGAGAAUCUCAUUUCCUCAUUGCUUCUGAGAUGAUCAAGAGUGGACAGACUCAACAUAGAAGAACUAUCAAAAGAAGGCAACAAUCUGAGAUAGAAUCAAUCAUAUCUGCUCCUACCCCAACUCGUUCAUCUGCUCCUCGUCAACGAUCUCAACACGAUCAUCUUCAGUCCCAGUACCCAUCUGACCUUAGUAUUCCUGAACCAGACUAUGUUGCCAAUUCAAAAACAGGGAGAACAUUGGCACAGCGUAGCCAGAGCAUCGGUACCAUCUCUGGAAUGUCCGAGUCAGGAUUGGAGGACUAUGUCAAUCAGCUAUUUGAUCCAGCUACGUUGGGUAUCCAUGGUGGAGGGGGCAGUGAACCCCCAUCUCCUUCAACCUCUGCAGAUCUCUCUAGUCCUACACGUCUUAAUUAUGUCAUCCGGGGCGGGGGCAGGGGCCCCAUGAUGCCCGUCCCACCCCCGGUCCCGCCCACAUCACAACCCCCAGCAGGCAUUAUCGGUGUUCCAGCAUUCACACCGGCCUCUGUUGCUAGCUAUCCCACUUACACAGGAGCCCCUGCUGCAGGAUUGACCCAGUACAUGACUCCUGCACCACAAGCCAUAGGAACACAGUUGGUCCAGCCUAUGCCGGCUAACAUGGCAGGUAUGAUGCCCAUGAUGCAAACACCGAUGAUGACUUCCAUGCAACCACAGAUGGUGCAACCACAUAUGGUGCAAGCAGCACCAGUCAUGGUACCCCAGACUCAACUCACCAACCCAACCCUAACCAAUGCAGCCCUGUCACAGCAAGCCUAUCUCAACCAGCAAACCUUAUUGGCACAACAAACUCAAAUGCAACAGCAGCUACAACAACAGCAACAACAGCUGAUGCAAAGUAUCCAGCAAUUGAACCAACAACAGACACAACAGGAUCAGGUCGUCAGCACUGCACCAACAUUUCAUGCACCAAAGGCACGUCAGAAUACUGCCAGUAAAGUUCAAGCACCUCAGCCUCCCGUCUCACCAGUAUCUUCCGCAUCAUCUUCAUCCAUAUCCCCGCCUCUACCACCUCCACCAGCGGUGCCUUCAGUAAAUGGGGCACCGCUGAAAAGUGCCAUUAAGCAGACAGCAGUCUCAAAGAGCAUCCAGGAGAAGAAGAGUAUCCAGUUCAAUCAGCAGGUUGUCAACAUCAACAAUGGAGCCAGCGAUGAGAGGUCUGCCUUGAAAGCUGUCUCUCCUCCAACCUCUCCGGUUUCUCCUAUCUUCAGAGAUAGCUUUGUUCCCCCUCCUCCGCCUCCACCUCCUCAAUUUGUUUCUAAAGCCGGUCGUACUAUCCAGCUGGAUGAUGUCAAGGACAGGGCUAGGACCAUCAGGGUUGGGAAGAUCGUCUGGCCUCCGCGAAAAGCAGAUGGGCCAAAGGAAGAAGUUACUGUCGGACGCCUAGAGGUAGAACAGCAAGUGGAGUCUGGUCCAUCGCUUCCUCUCAAUCGCCCAACAGCGAUUACCGCUGACAUGCUUCAGGACCGUGCCGGCAGCUUGCGUAAGAUAAAUGCAAAGAAAAUAAGACCAAGGGGUGUUGGUCAUGUGGUAGCAACCAAAGAUUCAGAACCAGUGAAGUCACCACCUCCUCCUGUAGCCAAAAAAGUGUUUGGACAGAAGAAGGAUCAUCACUCGGAGGCACUUCUGAUGCUCAAGGAACAAAUGAAGUCUGCACCACCACCAUCACCAAAGAAGAUACUGCCAAAGGAGACACCACCACCUCCACCUGUCGUCACCAAAGCACCAUCACCUCCCCCUCCACAAAAGCCCCCUUCUCCACCAAUUGCUCAAGUAGUGGUUGCUGUUGGUACUGUUCCACCCCCGCCUCCACCUCCUCCACUUCCUCCUCCCGUUGUGACAGAGCACAAGGAGAUAUCAGUCCAGACCACCCAGACAGAGAUGGAAUCUGUUGAUAUCCUCAAGGCCCAAGGCAUCAUCCAGGAAAUAGAUGACACACCAUCUGUUACGUCAUCCACCAUACCUGAUGCGCUAUCUGAUGCUGAUGUUGAAGAGAUGGAGAAGGUCCAGACAUUAGUCUAUCCGAUGGGACAGUCUUCCUUCUACAUGUACACCAGGGUCAGGUGGAGCCUCACCAUCAGGAAAGAGGUGUUUACUCCAGGAGAACGUCUAGGAAACCCAACCACUCAACAGCUGAUCUUCUCUCAGAUUGUCCUGGAUGUCUUCAGUAAUAGCUGCAUCCGUAUGCGCAAGGGAGAGAAGCGUUCUAUGGCUCGUCUGCUAGACAAAUAUGGCAUCACACCUAAAAAUCUACCCCAGAAGAGUGCUCAUCGUAAGGAAGUUAUUGAGGCAGCCAGACAAUUGCCUCUCUACUUUAGCAGGUUUUUCCCCAUUCAUGGUGGGCGUCAACAUCCUGAUCUGAGAUGGUUAUGUGUCAGUGAUGCAGGUAUCUACCUUGUCAGGCAUGAGCUAGAUCCGAUGAAAGAUCAACUGGUCGUCACAGAAUCAUUCCACUUUUCAGAUCUGAACCAGAUAAUAGCUGCACCAAACCAGAUACUCAAACUAAAUCUAGCAGAUGGAACAGCGAUAGUUGUCUAUACAAACAGAGGUGCUCAGAUCAAGAGUAUGAUUGAUGCGUAUGUGGUAGACCUAGAGAAGGAUUCACAUCACAUGAGGGCAAUCCAAGACUACAUCACCAGAGAAACAACUCUCCUUAGCUUCCAUAAAGGAGACAUAAUCAAAGUCACUGGCAAACAUCAUGUCACAGAUCCAGGUUGGUUAUUUGGAAUGUUGGAUGGUCGUUCAGGUCUCUUUCCUAAGGAGUUUGUGGUCACUGCUCCAGGUCCACAGACAUUGAGGCAAAUUAAGGCAAAGAAUCGUGUCAACAUUGAAACCCGGAUGCUUGAAGAGCAAGGGCAUCAGCCCCGCAUGGAGCCAAUGAAUGCCCCUAAUGAUGAUCAUAAACGUUAUUCAAUGAUUGAGUUUGCCAAGAGGUACUUCAGGGAAAGCUCUGACAAAUUCAUCAUGCAGCGCAAGAGUGAUGGAUCUAUCAGAGGAUCUCUCAAGUUCAUGGGUUCACUCAAGAGAUCUAUCCUCAAGAAAGACAAGAAGAAGAGUGAGGAUGCCAUUGCUGUGCAGCAGUACAUUGCCGCUGUAUCUUACACCAAUUCACCAAUCCAGGCUUCCCUUAUAGAUCUUCAAUCUCAAGAACUUAACAAGAUUGCUUUGGAAUGUUUUCUUGCUCUGAUGCAAGUGAUGGGGGAUUAUCCUUUGCGAAGUAAAGGGGAUACCAACCAAGAGAGAGCAAUCUAUGAAUGUGUAGUCUUCAUCCUGAAGAAUUGUCUGAACAGUACUGACCUGAGAGAUGAGAUCUUGUGCCAGGUUGUGAAACAGGUCACAGAUAAUAGGAGUGCUAAGAGGCAAAGUGUGCAGCAGGGAUGGCGCUUGCUUCUCCUCCUGACCGCCUUCCUACCGUGUUCUAGUGUCUUUAAGCCAUACUUCUUCCAGUACCUGUCCGAUGCUGCCUCUCACGAGAGUCAGAACCCAUUAAGUGGGAUCGCUGCUAUAUGCCUUCAGAGUGCAAGGAAAGCACAGAGAUGUGAUGGGAGGAGGGUGUUACCCAGUGAGACGGAAGUCACUCAUCUUUUGGCUGGCAGAACAACUCGGAGACGACAAUUUCUAGUGCCAGGAGGAAUCGGUCUAAUGCUUAGAAUAACGACCAGUACGGUGGCAGCAGAUAUUCUAGCUGGAGUCUGUGGUAGCCUUGGGUUGACCAAUGAGAAGGAUAUUAAAGAAUUUGGGCUCUUUGCCAUCAUUGGAAAUAAGCAUAAUGAAACAUUACUCCAAGAGAGUGAUUACAUCAUGGAUAUCACCACUCACCUGGAUCAGUCCGGUAUCGGCUAUGUACUCCUCUUCCGUAGGGUGCUAUGGCAACGACCUGUGCGCAUUGACGUAGAGAAUGUCAAUCAGAUAAUAUACAUGUACAAUCAGGUCCGUCAAGACUAUAUCAGUGGUAAUAUGGUGAUUUUAAAGAAUGGUGAACUGACUGAAGAACAGCUGAAUACCAUCAUACAUCUAGCUGCUUACCAGAUGAAAUCAAACGAUCAAGUUCAACUUCCUACUCAGAAAGACUUGAACAAUGUGCUUCCAUUCAACGUGAAGGAGAAGCAGCAAUCCCAACACUGGCUAAACUUGCUACAUUCUAGCCUGGACCAGAUGCGAGAUGUCACCCCGGUCCAGGCUCGUGUCAGGUUCAUUGAAAUGCUUCAGAAGUGGACUCUCUUUGGAUGUAACUUCUUUGAUGUUAGAAUGCAGACUGGAGUUAACAGCAGUGACGCUAGAUUGCUUGCUAUUAAUAAAGAUGGCUUAUUUGUACUCCAGAAUAAUACUCAUGAAAUCUUGAAACACAUAACGUUGGCAGAGAUUGUUUCAACACGUAGGCUCCGAUCCAACGACGGCAAGGUUUCAUUCUUUGAUAUCAAACAUGGUGACCUCAUGAAACAGACAGUCACAAGGUUCCAGACCAAUCAGGGAGUUGAGAUAGGUGAGUUGAUCUCAAAGUACAUAAAGUCCCAGGAAGUUGGUACAGUGAGAGAACCUCAACCCAUUUCCAGUGAUUACCAAACCAAUGCUAUCACCAACCUCUGGCCAUCAGGACCAGGAGCCAAUGACCCUUCAACAGGUCAAACUAACGGGAUAGAUGGACGUUACAGGACCCCAUCGUCUACAGACUCUGCCGGAUCCUCCAUACCGGCCAGUCCUAGUCAUGCCCCGCCCCCUGGUGCCGUCAGGGUCAUGUCACUUCCCCCUCUACAGGUUAGUGUUGACCAGCCUCUAGAAAACAACAAUAACUACCAACCACAAAAUGGUGUGACCGUCCCAAGCCCAGGACAGGUCAAUGGUGAUUUGGGAGGUUACAACUCCCGCCCAAAUUCAUUACCUAUUGUUCCUAGCCCCAGGUCAAGUCAACCACCUCUCACAAAUGGAUACCCAGUCUCCCCGACAAGACAGCCUGUACCAAAAGAAGGUAUCCUCAAGAAUAGUAUGUCACCAACAGGUGUUGUCCGCAAUCCCAUCUCACAGCCCCAAGCUUCUGAUAAUAUCCUCAAGCGCGGUAAUGUAAGAGGGAUGAGAAAGUAAGAGAGUGUGCAGGAUUCUUAUUACAUUUGAUCAACAUAACCCUGUGCAUUGUUUGUGAUCAUUAUUAUUAAAUCUCAGGAUAAGCAUAUAUUUAGGACCGUCAAAAUUAGUCUGUUAGAGCAGCAAAAAGAACUAGAACAUUGUAGAAUCAAAUCUCCAAAAAAAAACAUAGUUUGAACUGAUUUUCCACAAUGUUUUGCUCAUCCAUGUAUUGUAACACUCAACAUUCAACAGUUCUUAACAAAGAUUUAUACAUUCUAAAGAAUCUGCAACUUAAUAGCAAGAUCAACAUUUCAUAAUAAAAUUAAGGAAAACUCCCAAUGAAUUAAAUGUAUAUUUAGAUCUAUUGCAGGUGUGAGAUCAUGUUUUGUAUUACAAUUCUAUUCAUUUAUCAGUACUGUAUAAUUAUCUUGUUUUGUAAUUUAUGUAACAUUAAAAUGUUAGAUUGUGGAUGUAUUGUUGCUGAGUUAUGUUGUUGCCAAAUCAUGAAUUAUAUUAUGAUCAGUAUAUUUUAUUUAUGAAUUAGUAUGGCAUUUUGACAUUUGUAAUGAAAAUGUUCUAGUAGUAAAUGCUUUUAUUUUGUCUUUUGAUGAGAUCAUGUAGCGAUGAAUGCAAAACAACAAAUGGCACAGGAAACAUAGAAUUCUUUCAGUACGGAUGAAGCACAUGUAGUAAAUGAACUUCAAUCUUAAUCCAUGAAGGUUGUAAAGUAAUCCAGGUUUCCAUGCAUAAUUUUUGUUGUACAUUCAGGACAAAUUAAUGAUUUUUAUGUUAAUUAAGAGUAUAAUUUCAUGCAAUCAUUUAGGUGCCUUUUGAGGAUCUCUCAAAAUUAUUAUUUGUGUUAUUUUUUUAUAGAAAUUAGCUAUUUUAGUUUGAAAUCAAAGGUGCUUGUUUGAAAAUUAUUUAAUGGGCGUUUCUGACAUUGCUGGGUUUUUUUUUAUUACUUAAUCACUGAAAGUGACUUAAAUUUGAUUCAAAACACCAACAGUAACUUUUAUGUAAAUUUAUGUAUAUAAAGCAGAAAAGAUGUGAUAUGAUAUUUAGCAACAUAUUUUUUAAUAUAACUGUCAUUAAAAGCCUUCUUUACAGCACUUGCAUUUAUUCUUGAUUUUUAGAUCCUCAUGCCUUUAUAUGAUGAUUUAAUACACUGUUUUGUCAUUUUAUUUGGUAUGUUAUUUGUGUUUAUCCAACUUCAUUGUAUGUUUAGUUUCUUAAUUUUGAUGUCACUUUUAUACCUACAAGUAUAGCUAUUUCAAGUGCCAAAGAAGAAAAUUUGUAAUAUUGAAGCGCGUAAAUCACAGUAGCCUAAGAAAAGUAGUACAGUAUGUUGGAUCUGACUUAUUUAAUAAGCUUAUUAUACAUUAUAGGGACUACAUUGGUCCUUACGUAAAAUCACACAUUCAUUAAUCACACUACCCGGAGAAACAUGAAUAAAACAGGACCACUUGAAUAACCUUGAGGUAUGCCAUAUCUAUGUACAGCAUUGAAUGAUGGGUUUGAUUAUGUGUUAUAUGACAACGACUGAUAAUGAUAAUAAAUAAUAAUAACGUCAUAUUUUACCAAGGGUAGCCACUUCAGUUCUGAAAAACUGUUCUCCCAGCGGGCCCUGCUUAACAUGAUCAUGUUAGAUAUAUGUCUAGAACCUAACAACACUUACUACUUUUUAAACAUUUAUACAAAGAUAUUCAUUUCACAAAAGGUAUGAGGUAAAUUUUAAAAUUUGCCCAAUAAAAAGAAGAAAAAAAAAAACCUGAAACAAUUUUUAUCAAAAGUAUGAUGGUUUUGAAGUGGGUUGUUACAUUUUCUGACUUGGGCAGUUUUUAAUCUUAAUCUUAGAUGUUAAAUGGUGGUUAACUUGAGUGGUCUAAUGCCUGUACAUUCUAACAUAGAGCUAGUUAUUGAUUAUAUAUAUUCCUUUGUGUCUUUGAUUUUCUUCAUAAUGUUGUCUUUCACUAUUACCAAAUGAAAAAUUAUUAGGGUACCUCAAAAAUUUUAUCAGAUAUUUAUUUUCUCAUUUUAAAAUCAAUGGUGUAUAUUGAUCAUGGAUAUUAAAGGAUGACGAUGUAUUAUUUAUGUAUUCAAAAUAUCAGAAUAUUUCGUGACUCGGACACACGUUUGAAAUUUUUCUUUGCAUAAAAGUUUAUUCUUAAAAAUACCCUUCAUCGCGAAAAUGUGGAUAUAUGAGAAUAGAAAGCGAUAGAGGGAAUCACAGGAAAAAGCGUUUGUAUGUAGUAUUCUGUCUGCCUUUCACAUUUAUAUAUGCAGGAAUUCCUUUGACAAUGCAUAUCUACAUAAAAAUAAAUAAUUAAGUGUCAGAAAUGACUCUUGAAUUGAAAUUCAUACUUCAAUGUGGAAGAAUUACUAUCAUAAUACAAAGGAAAACUGUUUCAUGGGAUUAUGAUUAUGGACAAAGUAGAAUUUAUUUUAGCCAUGAUUUAUCCACAAUUUAAUUGAAAAUAUUGUUAUGAAAUGUAAAAGUGGUUGGUGCCUUUAUGCAAUAUUUUUCAUUUAUGUACUAGUAAUUUUUGUAAUGAUUUUAUUUUAAACUUCAUAAUAUUGUAAAUCCAUCAUUCAGCAUUGUAAAUAAUGUGAAUUUUUUUUUUGGAAACAUCCUUUGCCUUAAAAAAAUAGUUGGCCUUUCUGUAAUACGAUGAGUAGUGAUUGUAAAAGCCUUUGUAUUUUGUACUUAGUGAUUUGAUAAUCCUGAUUAUCUUGUGAUAUGCACUUCUAUGUCAUGACUGUUAUUAUUACUUACAUUUAUAUUACAAUUCUUUUAUUUGUUCUCAUCAUUUGACUUCAGAAGAUUUUGUCUGUAUGAGAGAAUUCUUUGAUAAAGUAAUUCUAAGCUCUUGAUGGUUUAUUUACCUUGCUGAAAACCAUGAUGUAUUUUCAUUAUAAAGUGCCAACACUUGGGACCCCAUUCCAUUUCCAUUUCUUCAGAAAUGUAAUCCCCUUUUCUCCUUCUAUCUUUAGUCUCUUAUUUGUAUGUCUAUGCUGAUUUUCUUCAUUCAUUAAAAUGAUGUUCUGUUGCCUUGAUUGAAAUAUUUUAUCUUUCUUUUUUUUUCGGGGGGGGGGGGGGGUGCAUUGAGUUUACUUGUAAAAUGAGUAAGAAUAAUGACUGCUGAAAAACACUGAAUACAUUUCUUGGAACUGCAACUAAAACUUAAAAAGUAUGUAGUAUGCUUUUUGCAGUAUCCAAUUCUAACAUGAUAUUUUCAUAUUGUAAAUGUUUUCAUAUAUUAUCAGAUACCAAUACUACGCAGUACUGCACAUGUGUGAAUUAUAUUUACAAAUAGCAUCUUCAACUUUUAUGAUUUUUGUAAAUAAUAAUGUUCUACCUUGCAGAAUAUAAUCCAAUGAAUAUACAUAUACACUAUUUAAUGUAUUUAGAAUUUGUAUUCGGAUGAUGGCCUUAUUCAUGAGUUUGGUGAGAAAAUAUUUGAAAUAUUGGUAUAUAUAUUUUUAAAAAGAAAAAUAUGACUGCUUGGGAAAGAUGGCUUACUGCUUGGACCACAAAACUUCAUAUCUAAAAAAAAAAAUAAUAUUUAGGAGAGGAUACCUUAUUGUUUGCGCUCAGUGGCAGGACCUUCCAAAGAAUUGUUUCUGAUUCAGCUAGAUACCCCACAGUCUGCCAUAAUAACACUAUCGAAUGGGAUAACCUUUCAUAUAACAAGCUGUGGGAGUUACAAUUUUCACAGUUUUUUUAUAGAGAUCUUAGUUUUGCGGGAAAAAUUGCUUGACAGAUUGUUUAUUCAUUUAAAAAAAUUGUAUUUUCCCCUAAAUUUGAGGUACAUAUAUGAGGUUUUGCUGCCCUAGCAAGAGAUUGUGACCAUUAUAUCUAAAUAGAAUAGAGUAUUCCAUUUAAGCUUUUACUGUGCACAUAUGGUUUCAAAGAAGUAAAUAUGAUCAUAUAUAUGCUAUCAUUGAUAUAAUAAAUCUAAUAGACUAC